Girardinichthys multiradiatus is the source of this 1822-nucleotide messenger RNA. RefSeq names its product tumor protein p53-inducible protein 11-like. Bases 160 to 729 code for a protein of 189 amino acids. The record is from RefSeq and is a predicted model, not a curated record. The transcript is spliced from 7 exons. Lineage: Eukaryota; Metazoa; Chordata; Actinopteri; Cyprinodontiformes; Goodeidae.
CCAUCCUCGUUGCUGUGGUGUAUUACGCUACGGCAUCCGUGAAAGCACCGAGCGCCUCUACGAGCUUCCCCACAAACCGCUCACCGCACUCCCAGCGAGCACGGCUAACGUCCCCUCAAGCAAACUCUGGAUCCCGCUCCGCUCCCCGCUGUGUGCACCAUGGCAUCUAAAACUCAUCCUCCCCUAAUGAAGAAGCACAGUCAGACAGACCUGAUAAGCCGUCUAAAGAGCCGGAAGAUCCUUGGAGUUGGUGGUGAGGACGAUGAUGGGGAAGUGCACCGCUCAAAGAUUAGUCAGAUGCUCGGAAAUGAAUUGAAGUUUGCGGUGCGAGAGCCGAUAGGGCUGAGGGUGUGGAUACUCAUCUCUGCGGUGGGUUUCACAGUAAUGGCUGUAACAGCUCUGGUGUUUCCCAACCAGCUCUACGAGCUUGUUUUUGAGGAGGAGCUUUUCACAACCAGCAUCUCUGUCCGCCUUUAUGGGGCAGCCUUGCUUAGCCUGGCCCUCAUUAUGUGGAAUGGUCUCUACACAGCAGAAAAGGUCAUCAUCCAGUGGACUCUGCUCAGUGAAGCUUGCUACUUUGCUGUCCAGUUUCUAGUGACGUGCAUCACCCUGAUGGAGAUGGGCAUCCUGCCCAACGGCGCCAUGCUGCUGCUCCUCAGUCGAGUUCUCUUCUUUGUGGUCACCAUCGCUUACUACUACCACCUGGGCCGUAAGCCAAAGAAGAUCUGAGCAGACUGUGUGACACUUCAGUGAGGGGGUGUUUGAGCACAAAUCAUAACUGGGGUUGGGGGGGUCUAAUUACUUUGUAAGUAAAUGCCCUCAUUACUCCUUUCUGUGGGACCUAGCCUACUAUAAACCCCACCCAGGUGAUAUUUAACAGAUGAGCACAGCGUCACAUCGACAUCCUUACAGCAAGAACAAGAAACCUCAUCGUGACAUUGAGCUGAUCAUUAACUGGGCUGUUUAGUUUUGAGUGCUGGUGUUAAAAAGCAGGACCUUAGCAGUAUGCUGGUAAUUGUGUGUCACCUAGAUGUAUAAUUUUGAAGUGCACAGGACAGACUGCUUUAUACCACCUCACGAUAUUUCUGUACAGUUAUACGAUGUCCAGAUGAAGUAUUUAGUGUUUUACCUUUCAUCUAAAUCCUUUAUCAUGCCCCAGGGUUAGUGCUAUGAUUAGUUUUUUUUGGCUGUGAACCCGUUUUUUUAUAUCUGAAAAUGAGAGGUCUAUGAAUGCCUUCCUCUGAAUCUACUAGAAUAAUCAUUAGCUGUCUGAUUCAGAUAAGAUAAGAUGGAUGGCUGACAAUGAACCUGCUGAUGGGCUUCCUGUCCAGCAGCAUGAGGAAGCCUUUCUCUUCCUCUCUGUUGAUGCUUUCAAUCAAAACCAUUAAUAUUAUUAGUCUUUAGUUUAAAAAUUGUUGUAUUAGUUGUGAAAUUUCUCAGAGUUUCAGCCUAAACCUUUUAAAGCACAACUAACGAAAUGUCUUGUUGAUACGUGUACCUGUAAGGUGAGUCGUACAAGAGAAACCAUACAGUUGUCUCUGCUGCCUGUGCACUAUUAGGAGGGACCUGCGUGAAAAUCAAACCUUUAGUUUAGCCUGUUUUGAUCUGUUAGUAAUGUAGCAUAGUUUUUUUAUUUUUUUAUGUCAUGCAUCAUAUCCAUAGUCUUGCCUUAAAACAACUUUUAAGAACAGUCAUCAGCACUGCGUUCUACUCCUUGUAUAUAUGUAAAUAAGUAUUUAAUAUUACAUGGUGUUUUUGUGAACCAAACAGGGAACUUGUUCAGUAUUAGUCAAUGAUUAUUAAAGGUUAAUCCAGCCCUUAA